Trematomus bernacchii (emerald rockcod) is the source of this 3163-nucleotide messenger RNA. RefSeq names its product activated leukocyte cell adhesion molecule a (gene alcama). Bases 126 to 1808 code for a protein of 560 amino acids. The record is from RefSeq and is a predicted model, not a curated record. The transcript is spliced from 16 exons. Gene Ontology annotation, cellular component: plasma membrane. NCBI's taxonomy places the organism in Eukaryota, Metazoa, Chordata, Actinopteri, Perciformes, Nototheniidae. Gene Ontology annotation, biological process: cell adhesion.
UCAGUGUGUUCACCUGCGCUCCGUCUCUCUGGUUAGUUUGGGACUUUCCACGCCUCUUCCAAACAAACAAGAGACACGGAGCGGAGCUCACACUUCAUCCCGCCAAGUAUCCUGCCGCCGAGAGAAUGGACUCCGCCGCUGUGCUGCUGCUGCUCACCGUGACCGCCGGAACUCUGCUCCACGUGCUGGGGACAGAGAGUGUGACUGCCCUAUACGGAGAGACCAUUGUUGUCCCAUGCAACGAUGGAGCUCCAGCACCAGAGGAUCUGAUGUUCGUCAAGUGGAAAUACGAAAAAGAUGAUGGCACUCCUGGAGACCUGCUGAUCCAACAGGCCCGCAGCAGCGAGGCCACGGUCCAGGCCACGGACCAGUACGCCCCGCGGGUCAGCAUCAACCACAAGCUGAGCCUGCGCAUCACACAGGCCUCGCUCAGAGACCAGAAGACCUUCACUUGCAUGGUGGUGUCCGACUCCAACCUCAUGGAGUACCCCGUCACCGUCAGUGUGCGCAAGGUGCCGUCUUCAGUUCAGAUCAUGGACCGCUCGGCUGCGCUGCAGAAGGACAGAGCCACUGCAGUGGGAACAUGUGUUGCAGCAGAUGCAAACCCUGCAGCUACGAUCACGUGGAAAAAGAACGGAAAGCCCUUGGUAGCUGAUGGGAAAACCGUUCUGAUCACUCCCAGCAUGAAGCUGGAUCCAGCUUCAGGCCUCUCCACCACCUCCUCCACCCUCCAGUAUGCAGCUUCCAAAGAGGACAAUGUCUCUGUCUUCUCUUGCAUGUCCACACACCAGCUGGCCAAUCAGGAGGCUGAGCUGGAACCCUUUGCCAUUCACUAUCCAUCAGAGAAGGUUAGCCUCCAAGUUCUGUCCAAGGUACCGGUCGUAGAAGGAGAUAACGUCACGUUGAAGUGUCACGCUGAUGGAAACCCCCCCCCCAGCUCCUUCGUCUUCCACAUGAAGGGCCAGAAAGCGCUGGUGAACAAUUCGGACACCUACACGCUGACGUCCAUCAGCAGAGAGGCUGGGGGGGAAUACAAAUGCUCCCUGGCUGACAACGAGAAAAUGGAGUCCUCCCAAAGCAUUGUUGUUAGCUACCUGGACCUGCGUCUGACCCCCUCUGGGCCCGUGCGGAAGGCAAUAGGGGACAGCUUGUUGGUGAAGGUGGAGCAGAGCGCCUCGGGUGAGGCUCAAGUGUCGUGGAUUAAGAAUGGACAGAAAGUGAAGCUGCCGGAGUUCACCAGGCUGACGUACGCUGAUGCAGGAGUGUAUGUGUGUGAGCUCUCCAUGCCCGGCCUCACGCGGAGCCACAGCUUUGAGCUGAUAGUAGAAGGAAAGCCAGAAAUCACGGGCCUGAACAAACACCGCCCUGAUGGCGCCAGCUACAAAGUUCUGACCUGCGAGGCAACAGGAGUUCCAGAACCCAGCUUCCACUGGAGCGUCAACAGUACGAACGAAGAGAGCUCUUACAUCAACGGCAAGGCCACCCAUAAAAUCAGUGUGAUCCCCAAGCUGAAUCUGACCGUCACCUGCAGCGUCAGCAACCGGCUGGGAGACGACACCCUUACCAUCAACGUUUCCUCCGUUUUCAAGGAGGAAAAGAAAGAAACAGGCUCUAAGGAGGAAUCGGAGGACCAGUCCAAGCUCAUAGUGGGGGGGGUGGCAGGGCUCCUCAUAGCUGCUGCUGUGGUGGGACUCGUCUACUGGCUCUACAUGAAGAACUCCAGACAAGGAAGCUGGAAAACUGGUGAGAAGGAGGUGGGAACAUCAGAGGAGGGCAAGAAGCUGGAGGAGAACCAUCCCACGGUUUGAACUGCAGGGCUGAGAGAAGCAGUUGAAGCAGCUGUUCAACAGUAAGGACCAGACUCCCCCCCCCCCCCCACUGUUCCUGUGUGCACUGAAGCUGCUCAGUUACUGUUCUGUAGUGUUCCUGGUGAAUGCUCCAUGUGCUGUGAUGGUUUCUUUUGCUCAGUUCUUCCUUCAGGAAUUUUUUUUUUUUUUUUUUUAAAUCCCUCAAAGAAUGUAAAAACUCAAAUUUUGAAUAUUAUAUAUAUAUAUAUAUAUAUAUCCUUGUCUGAGCAUGCCAAUGUUUUUUCCUAGUUUUGACUUGUGUGUGCGCUGUGUGUAAACUCACUUUACUGCCCUCAGACUUAAGGAACAGCUCUGCUCCUCAAACUAUGGCACAUGAAUCGUCUGUCCUUUACAGAACACGUCCUAGUUAAAGUCAGGAUAUUACAUCGGAUGUACUAUGAAUGCUUCAUAUUUGUGAAGAUUCAAAUUGGACAUAAAACAAUUGAGCAUUAUGACACACUCAUUUCUUCUUUUUGGUGAAUUACAGUACCCCCCCUCCACAUUUUGAAGUCUCAAGAUACAUUUAGAAUUACGUUCUGUUGCAAAUACUUUGAAAAGGCAGAAGUCCUCACACUUCAUAUUGCUUUAUGUUUGUCCAGUCUUUUGUUUUAAGGUUCAUGCUAAUUAUUUUAUUUUUAUUUAGCCUUUAUUUAUACAGGUGUAAAAUCUCAUUGAGACACAAGGUCUCAUUUUCAAGAGAGACCUGUUCAGUGGUAACACUACCACACAAAGUUACAGACAGACAGGACACUAAACACAGAGGCAACACUAAAAUACAACAUCGUAAAAAAGUAGUAAUUGAAAUCCACACAGUAUUCAGAUAUAGCAGGUGCAAACACCCACAGAUGAUUUCUCCAGCUUUUUUAAAAUUAGUUUAAAAUCUGUGAUGGGUAUCAAACUGGUCAGUUUAAGUUCCUGCUGAAGUGUGUUCCAGGUCGAGGGGGCAGAAUAUGAUAUGGCUUUUUUCCCAAGCUCCGUACAUACUGAGGGGACGGACAGAGUGAUGUCAUUUUGAGAUCGUAGGCUAUAGCUGUACUGUUUGUGUGAUAUGUAAGUGGAUAUGUAGAGGGGCAGCAGUCCAAGCAUAGCGGUAAUGGCUUUGUUCCUCUGUGGCUGACUUUAAAACACUGUCUCUGUGUCUCUUCAGCUCCUUAACACCGUUUCUCUUCUCUUUGCUUUGUGCCAGGUCAGAAUCUGUUUUAGUGUUUUUUUGUAUUUAUAUUCUGUGUGCAACCUUUCCUGGUUACUGCAGCUUCAAAGAAAACAUGUUAAGCCUGCGUGAAGGCCUCAUCAAGUGUUGAAGCGGUACUGAAUAU